This is a messenger RNA of Ipomoea nil (Japanese morning glory), 3479 nucleotides long. RefSeq names its product TMV resistance protein N-like. The transcript is spliced from 5 exons. Bases 66 to 3479 code for a protein of 1137 amino acids. Gene Ontology annotation, biological process: defense response; signal transduction. The record is from RefSeq and is a predicted model, not a curated record. Lineage: Eukaryota; Viridiplantae; Streptophyta; Magnoliopsida; Solanales; Convolvulaceae. Gene Ontology annotation, molecular function: ADP binding; ATP hydrolysis activity.
AAUCUUUAGGAACUAGCUAGCCAGCCAGCAAAUCAAGAUAGAAGAUAGUGUUCUCAAUUUCAAAUAUGGCUUCUUCUUCUUCUUCUUUUUCAUCUACUACUGCUUGCGUGUAUGAUGUCUUCUUGAGUUUUAGAGGAGAGACACGAAAAUCUUUUACCGAUCAUCUCUAUGAAGAUUUGCGUCAGGCUGGAAUUAACACCUUUCGGGACGAUGAAGAAAUCCGAAAAGGUGAGAACAUCUCUGCUGAGCUAUUGAAGGCCAUUGAGGGCUCCAAGAUAUCCAUCAUCGUAUUUUCCAAAACUUAUGCCCAAUCCAGAUGGUGUCUUGAUGAACUGGUGAAGAUUCUAGACUGUAAGAAAAAUUUGCAACAGAUGAUUCUGCCUAUAUUCUACAACGUUGAUCCUUCAGAGGUUCGUAAACAAACAGGCGAAUUUGGUAAGGCAUUGACUCAACAUCGACAACAAUUUGACGAUCAAAGAGUUGAUGAGUGGAAAAUUGCACUCACUACUGUUGCUAAUUUGUCUGGAUGGGAUUUGCAAACCAUGACAAAUGGGUAUGAAUCAAAGUUCAUCAAAAAAAUUACAGAAGAGGUAUUGCGGGGAGUGAAUCGUCGUACAUACAUGAAUGUCGCAAAGUAUCCAGUUGGAAUUGAAUCUCGUGUUAGAGAUAUACUUCAUUUAUUGCAAACUCAAAGAAAUGGUGACACCAAGAUGUUUGGAAUUUUUGGUAUGGGUGGUGUUGGAAAAACAACCCUUGCUAAAGCCAUUUACAAUUUGAGUUUUCAAAAGUUUGAAGGUUGUUGCUUUAUUGCAAACAUUAGAUCACAAGUUUCCGAAGGAGAUCAUGGUUUAGUUCGUUUACAAGAGAAACUUCUUUGCAAAACACUCAACAGAAAGAAACUUGAAAUAGAUAAUGUUGAUGAAGGAAUAAUUUUGAUUAAAGAAAGACUGCGGUCAAAAACUGUUCUUAUUGUUCUUGAUGACAUAGACGAUACUAGUCAACUAGAAUCAUUAGCAGGACAACGUAAUUGGUUUGGUUUAGGGAGCACAAUUAUAAUAACAACUAGAGAUGUUCAGUUGUUGAGUAACCUGGAAGCACACGAGAAGUACAUGGUAGAAACGUUAAGCCCUGAUGAAUCCUUGCAACUCUUGAGUUGGCAUGCUUUUGGUGUUUCUAUACCAUUAGAGGAGUAUAUUGAACUAUCUGAAAAGAUAGCAAGUUAUACUGAUGGACUUCCACUAGCACUUACAAUUAUAGGUUCUUAUUUGCGUGGCAAAUCAAUGCAAGAAUGGAGUGAUGAUGCUGAGAAAUUAAGUGGGAUACCUCAUGAUGAUGUUCAAAAAAUUCUUAAAAUAAGUUAUGAUUCACUUGAUGAUGAUACUCAGAAUAUCUUUCUUGAUAUUGCUUGUUUUUUUAUUAGGCAUAACAAAAAUGACACUUCUAUGAUAUUGGAAGCUUGUGGUUUUUAUGCUAAAAGUGGAAUAAGAAUUUUGAUUGAAAGAUGCUCGUUGACAACAAAUGGAGGAGGAAAAUUUGAAACCCUUCAUAUGCAUGACUUAUUACGAGAUAUGGGAAGAGAAAUUGUUCGAAAGGAAUCUCCACGAGAGCCGGGCAAACAAAGUAGAUUGAUUGAUCCAAAAGAUGUCUUUGAUGUUCUUCACGGGAACAAGGGCACCGAAGCAAUUGAAGGGAUGAUUGUAAAUUCUGACAUGUUAAAGAAUGUGCCUUUGAAUACUCAAGUAUUCAAAAGGAUGGUAAAGUUACGAAUACUCAUAUUGAAUGAUAUGUGUCUCAGCGGAUCUUUUAAAUAUUUAUCCAAUGAGCUUAGGUUGUUUAGAUUACACAAUUGCCAUUUGAGUUGCAUACCAUCUAAUUUUCGCUGUGAGAAACUUGUUGAGUUAGACAUGGAGGGUAGCAAUAUCAAAGAAUUCCCAUGCAAUAUGCAGCAUUUUAGAUGUUUGAGGAUCUUAAAAUUUGAUCAUUGUGAACAACUUAAGAGAACACCAAACUUCAUUGGGGCACAUAAUACUCUUCAAAAAGUAUCCUUUUUGAGGUGUUCAAAUUUGGUCAAGGUACACCCAUCAAUUGGAAGUUUGGAGAGUCUUGUUGAGUUGUAUUUCAACAAUUGCAAGAAACUCAAGGUGCUUCCAAGUAGCAUUUGCAACUUAAAAUCACUUGAAGUUUUAUGUUUACAAGAAUGUGAAAAACUGGAGGAGCUUCCAAUUGACUUGGGAAAAUUAGAGCAACUAAGAGAUUUAUUUGUUGUUGGAACUGCCAUCUCACAUAUACCAUUUUCUUUGGGAUGUUUGAGAAAUCUAAAGAAUCUGAGUCUGGGGAAAAUCAAGAGUUGUGUACCAUCAAAAUCAAAAUCUCAACUUCUUGACAUUUUAUCAUCACCUCUUCUUUUGUCAAGAAGAAGUUGUGAUGGUGUUGGUUUUUUUCCACCUUCAGUUGCAAAUUUGUGCUCCUUGGAAGAUCUAUAUCUGAGUUACAUCGAUCUACAUGAAGUAGAUCUUAGGAUCAUUUUUGAGAAUUUCACCUCAUUGGUAACUUUAAAUUUAUCUGGGAGUUGUUAUCAUCAGAGCUUACCCUUUGGCAUUUGUCAUCUUUCAAACUUGAAAUUUCUAGACUUGGACAAUUUGCAAAAUCUUAGAGUACUUGUAGAAGUUCCUCCUAGUUUGGAGAAACUCUCUGCAGAAAAUUGUGUUUCAUUGGAAAAUAUAGCAGCUGUAUCAAACUUGAAGAGACUUGAAGUGUUGAGUAUUGGGAAUUGCAUAAGUUUGGUUGAGCUUCCAAAUAUGAAGAGUCUUUCAUCCUUAAAAAGACUUGACAUAAGCAAUUGCAUAAGUUUGGUUGAGCUUCCAAAUAUGGAGAGUCUUUCAUCCUUAAAAAGACUUGACAUAAGCAAUUGCAAAAGUUUGGUUGAGCUUCCGAACAUGGAGAGCCUUUCAUCCUUACAAAGACUUGACAUAAGCAAUUGCAUAAGUUUGGUUGAGCUUCCGAACAUGGAGAGUCUUUCAUCCUUAAAAGAGCUUAACAUAAGCAAUUGCAAUGCCUUGACUAUACCUGACAACUAUUUGCAUGAAGAUCUUCCAAUUGCUCUUAGGAGUUUGUCCUCCUCGUUGAAAGAAAUAGAUUUAAUGGGAAGAUAUUAUCUUCAAAGUUCACCAUUAAGCCUUUCCCAUCAUUCCAAUUUGAUGCAUCUCUGCUUGGACGAUCUGCAGAAUCUUAGAUCACUUCCACAACUUCCUUCUAAUUUGGUGGUACUCUCUGCAAAGAAUUGCGUCUCAUUAGAAAAAAUAGAAAAUUUAUCAAACUUGAAAAGACUCUAUCGGCUAGAUAUUCAGAACUGUAAAAGUUUGGUUGAGCUUUCAGGCUUGGAGAGUCUUGAAUCCUUAGGUAGUCUUGGGAUAGCAAAUUGCAUUGGUUUGAGGAUUCCUUCAAUUGAAAAGUGGUUCAAGGUAGGUAGUAAUAACUAA